GAGCUGAUUGGCUGUGCAGGAGGUAAACACGGAAGUCAGCGUGUGUCUGUUGUUCGGUGGUUGGGUCCGAACAUGGAGCUUUAAAACGGGUCACAUUCCUCCACCGGAGCCGCUGUUUGGGUCUGCAGGUCCGGGAGCUCCGAGACGGAUCAGCCCAGCCGGAUGUCGGUCAUCGUACACACUCGUGGUGAGGCCGGCGGUGGCGUCGCUGCCCACCUCCAGUGCCCCCACUGUGGACACUUCUCCAGGAGCCAUGCCCACCAGCUGACCCACAUGGCGGCAACCCACCCCGCCUGCCUGGACGGCGUGGUGGUCGGUCGCCUCGGCAACAUCCUGAUGUACCAGAGCAGCGCCCGGCUGUUCCACUGCUGCGACUGCUUCUACACCAGCCGCGACUUCACCAAGAUCUACAAGCACCUCGUCACCAAGCACUGUGUGGCCGGGGACGGAGGGGAUGGGGGGAAGGACGCCGCUGAGAGGAAGAGCAGCGUGGAGGUGGAAGAGGAGGAGGAUGAAGAGGAGGCGAAGGACGAGGUGAAGAAGAGCGUGCUAAUGUUCGACGGCGGUGGCUACCGCUGUCUGAUCUGCGGUUGGAGGAACAAGCUGAAGGCGCUGGGCGUCAACCACGUGGUCCGCAAACACGACAUCCCCAAAGCCUACGCCUCCCAGGCCGUCACACGGGACGCCGCCGCAGCCAAUCAGAUGCAGCCGCCGGAGGACGACGAGGUGGCCGGGCUGAGCGGCGAGAUGCUGAGGGAGGAGAUGGAGGCCAUGGCCAAAGUUAUAAGAUUCACCUCCAACCGCUUCGUCUGCCUGAUCUGUGGCUGGAAGACCAAACUCAGAGGUUUCGCCAUCAGUCACGUGGUGCGUUACCAUGACGUCGAGCGUCCCUACGGUUGCAAGGACUGCAGUCGCAGCUUCUUCUUGCCCAGCCGGCUGCAGCAGCACGUCAGGGCGUCCCACCGGCCCGGACGCUACGCCUGUCCCUUCUGCUGCUUCAGGUCCCACUUCCUGGGAGGAUUCAUGAGGCACUGCAGCCGCUGCAACGCCCGCGAGGAGGGGGAGGACGGAGGAGGAGGAGGAGGAGCAGGAGCAGGGGAGGAGGAGGAGCACGACCGGGACGAAGACACCAAGCAGACCAGAGGAGCCAGGAAACGAAAGAGGACAGAGAGGCUGGUGGAGGAGGACGACGAGGAUGACGACUGACGGGGGAUGUCCAGGAAGUAGACCACACCCAGGGAGUAGAUUACAUCUAGGAAGUAGACUAGACUCAGGAAAUAGACUACAUCCAGGACGUAGACUAAAUCUAGGGAGUAGACCACACCCAGGGAGUAGAUUACAUCUAGGAAGUAGACCACACCCAACUAAACUGAACUCUGUGUUUUUAUUGUCAGUGAUGAGACCAAAAGAUUCAAUUACAAAUAAACGUCUUUUUUAAAUAAUAAAAUGUUCUGGUGGA
This is a messenger RNA of Amphiprion ocellaris (clown anemonefish), 1459 nucleotides long. Its product is annotated as chromosome alignment-maintaining phosphoprotein 1-like. Gene Ontology annotation, biological process: attachment of mitotic spindle microtubules to kinetochore. The record is from RefSeq and is a predicted model, not a curated record. The transcript is spliced from 3 exons. Lineage: Eukaryota; Metazoa; Chordata; Actinopteri; Pomacentridae. The coding region runs from base 163 to 1206 and encodes 347 amino acids.